CGGAGCGCGAGUACAGCAAAUCAUUUUGGGUGCGCAAUCAAAAAUAUUCUGUAAAACUUACUUAGAGUGCUCGAGCAUCCAAAAAACAAGGCUUAUUUCGGAAAAAACAACAACAAGAAAAUCAAGUUAAAAUUAAAAAUAAAAAAACAAUAACAGUUUAAAAUAUAUGUGCAAGCAAGCCAAAAUUCGGAGUCAAGCCAGAUAAGUCUGGAAAAAUAAAAAAGUGAUCGAACGUGUCACAUCAGUUACAUAUACGUUUCAUAUAUUUUACGCCAUCAUGACAACAGUUUUCUCUAGUAAACAAUUCAGUUUGUGCUUCUUGGUGUUGUUGUGUCUACACUUUGUUGUAAUUGUCGGCAAUGCUGAAAGCCAGCAUCAUCAUCGUCAGCAACGUCAGCCUUACGGCGGUUACACUGUUGACUCCCGUAAUGCGGACGAUGCAUCAAAUGAUGUGUCGCCGUAUCAGCGCUCUUCCUAUCGCGGUAGAGAUACUGCACGCAAACAGUUCAAUGAGAAUGAUGUAAAUUAUCAGUAUGGUAAUCGGCAGUUGGCAACACCGGGUGCAGAGCAGCUGCCGCGCCGUCAACUGCGGAAACAACAACAGCGUCUAGAGAAGCAGACGAGAAGUCAGGUGCCACCCAUUGAAAUGACAUCGGAGAAAAACAAGUGCCAUAUUUGGGUACCCGUGGAGCUGAUCAACAAAUAUCCGCAUGCGCAACGCAUUCAAUUGGAUCAACGCAAUCAACAGCAAAAACUUCUAGUCUGCUGCGCUGGCUAUGCGCCAUUACGUUGGCGCGGCAACACACUCUGCCAGCCGCUGUGUGAGAAUUGUCGCAACGGACGCUGUAUUGCGCCCAAUGUAUGCGAAUGCUUCGACAAUUUCGUCGCCAACGAUAAUGGCGAUUGUGUGUUCGCCUGUCCGUUGGGUUGUCUGAACGGACGCUGCUUUCUUGAUGGCACCUGCCAGUGUGACGCCGGCUUUAAGUUGGAUGAGACGCGCAAAUUUUGUCGACCCAUUUGCAGCAACGGCUGUGGCAUGAAUCCGCGUCACAAUUGCACCGAACCCGAGGUGUGUGGCUGUGCGAAGGGUUACCAACUAACAAAUGAUGGCUGUGUGGCAGCAUGCGAUCCGGAUUGCGGUGAGGGUGGCGAGUGCCGUGAGCCGAACCUAUGCUACUGUACACCGGGCUAUGAACUCAAGGAUGGUGUGUGCCAGCGCGAAUGUUAUCAGAAAUGCGACAAUGGCAUUUGCUAUAGCAACAAUCGCUGCAUCUGCAAUCCCGGGUUUACAUAUCAUGAACGCUCGACACAAUGUGUGCCCAAUUAGUUUUAGUAACAUGCUAGCAUAUUUCCUUAGUUUUGUGGGUAUAGGUGUGAUAAACUUAGUUGUCUUGUGAUAGUAAUUAUAAACACGUUAAAAUUAUUAUAAUAAAUAUAAAAUAUUAAUCCUAAU
This is a messenger RNA of Bactrocera tryoni, 1453 nucleotides long. RefSeq names its product platelet endothelial aggregation receptor 1. Bases 278 to 1327 code for a protein of 349 amino acids. The transcript is spliced from 3 exons. The record is from RefSeq and is a predicted model, not a curated record. Lineage: Eukaryota; Metazoa; Arthropoda; Insecta; Diptera; Tephritidae.